GCCAGCCGUGAUUGAUUGGAGGAUUACUGCACAAAAGUGGCGCGGUUCUUUGAGCGAGCCAUGACUACCAUGGAGGAGAAUUCGGAGAGGGAGCUACAGAUUGGAGCAAACGAAUGGCUGAUUACCUUGGAGAACGGACGCAGAUGGCUACAGGAGAUUGUGAGGUACAUGUCUUUGCGGCUGCAAAUGGAGCCACACGUCGAAGGGGGAGCGAUCGUUCUGGCUGUUUGGAUGAAGGUCAAAAGUGAGGACAUGCUGGCGAUCAUCUGGGAGAUGGAGGAGGGGCCGGAUCCUCGGCUUGACGUCUGCAUCAAUUGGACGAGGGCAAAUGGCAUCAUGUCAAUCUGCAAAACCCUCUUCAAUGAGGGUUGCGAUCUGUAUGCUCUUCUGGAAGACCGGCUGGAGGGCAUCAUUGAUCGUGAGGACGUGCACGAGGUAACAGCGGUAACACCAAGAUUAACAACAACAGCAAUGGAUGGGUGCGACAACAACAACGACAACAAUGAUAAUAGCGGCGAGAACACUAACAACAGCAACAGCGGCACAAACAUCAUCAACAACAAAAACAACAACAACGAUAAUAUCAACAGCAACGACGACGACGGCGGCAGUGACGACUAUGGAAGCAGCGGGGCUGACAGCUGUGUCCGGGCAGUUGUGAUCAUCAGCGACAUGAUGGGGGAGAUGCCGCAAGCGGAUGAAGGGGAGAUUGGGGUUGGAACGGAAAAGGGGUUUGUCAUCCCCCCCCCCUCAACGAUAGGGACGACGACGACAACAAUGACAACACCACCACCACCAACAACAACAACAGCAACAACAACAACAACAACAACAACAACAACAACAACAACAGCAAUAACAACGAUGACGACGACGGCGGCGGCCACGACCAAGGGAGCAGCGGGGUAGGAAGUGACAUCCGGGCGGCUGAGAUGGGAGGGAUGCUGCAAGGGGACGUGGUGGGAUAUGGGGUUGAUACAGGGAAGUGGUUUACUGCUCUCCCCCUCUCCAACCUUCGUACGGAGUUCCUCCUCGUGGUUUGGAGGAGGAUAUGAGUAGGAUAGCUGGGGGUGAUUGACGUUGCCCGGCCUGCAAUACGAAUCACCAACGGGGGCCUGAUCGUCUUGUUGGGUGGGGUUGGGAUGUUUAGCGAUUAAUUAGCCGGAGGUCAAUCCUUCCCGGCGCAGGGAAGUAAUCAAUGCCCCCUGACAGU
Chara braunii is the source of this 1213-nucleotide messenger RNA. Lineage: Eukaryota; Viridiplantae; Streptophyta; Charophyceae; Charales; Characeae. The record is from the annotation of a GenBank genome assembly.